Dentiscutata erythropus is the source of this 456-nucleotide messenger RNA. The record is from the annotation of a GenBank genome assembly. NCBI's taxonomy places the organism in Eukaryota, Fungi, Glomeromycota, Glomeromycetes, Diversisporales, Gigasporaceae.
AUGAAUUUCAAGGAUACACAUGAAGAACCUGGAAAAAUUGAGAAAAUAUUUGAAAGUCUUGAUAUCGAAAGUUUUGCAGAAAAGCUUGGUCUAUACCAAUUUACGAAGAUCAAAGACGAUUUGAAAAAGUUUUAUGACUUCGCAGGCUCUGAUUUUACCUGGCCUUCAACAAUGGAUGCACAAGAACGCUGCGUUGUCUUCGAUUACAUUACCGAUCCUGAAUGGUCUGAAGGGGGUGUUGGGAGAGAGCUCGCAACAAAUACUAUUGCGUAUCGUAAAUUUCUCGAAUCUAAAACGCUCGAUCCGUCUAAAGGAACACAUGUUUUACUUGUUCACGGACAGAUAAAGCGUUACGGACAAGAAAUAUCAGCAAAUGAAUACGAUGAACUCGUAGGGCAAGGAUUUAUCUACGCACCAAUUAUCGAAACAAUGUCUGACAGCGUAACAGAAAAAUGA